CGAGGAUUGGACUCUACGAACGUAUCAUUCGAGUUACGCCAAGACUUUGAUUUACCUCCAUAAACUUAAAAAAAGAUCAGUACAGCAGUUUUGGCUAGGCCCGGCAAUUACAUGGCUCAAAUGUAAUUAAAACUCCAAAAUAACACCAUGUGGCCUAAACAUUUUGUUGCUGUUUGUUUGGUAGCGACUGUUGUUUUUGCUUUUACAGGGCCAAGUGAUGCAGCUCCAACUAAAGGGUGUAAGAAAACCUUUACAUCUUUGUCACAAGAAGCAGGCCUAGAAGCGCAAGCCCUGACCGAUCCUGAUGAGGACAAGGUAUUUCAUGCCAACAGCAUAGAUGAAAUAACACUCAUGAAGAAGAAAUCCAAAGUAAUGGAGAAGAGGAGUGAUGAUAAUGAUUGUGAAGGUGAAGAUGUUGAGAAUGGUGCAAAAAAAGGGAAUGUAGUGCAUCAAACUGUCAAACCGAUUCCAAAAUCUGGCAUCAUCAAACUCGAUACUAAUAAACCCGACAAAUUUGUGGAGAGCAUUCAAAUAGAUGCAAAUGAAAACAGUGAUAAAAAAGUCAAGAAAUCAAGUGCUACCGGUUUCAUCGAUCCUCUAGUCGUGCAACAAAAACAGAGAAUACAGACUUUGCAAUCAAGCAUCCACAAGAAUCUCGUAAAACUCUUCCACCACCUAAAGCACACACAUCCUCUUAACACUUUAGAUGAUCAAAAGGAAGUGGCUCAAGCUAAAGAGGCAUUAAUUGCAGAUGCUAAGAGGAUGACUGCUUUAAAUCAUGAACGGUCACCUGCCGAGAACUUCUUGAGUGGACUUAGCAACAAUACGCUUAUAUCAAAAAUGCUUAAAAACAAGAACAAACCUAAUAUAGUAUCCUUAGACAACCCUUUGGGGAAUGCUACUAAAGUCAACACUAGCAGCAGUGAAGCAAAAGCUGGAAGCAAGGAAGACUCGAGCUUUGAAGUCAAGACAAGUGGAGAAGCAGAACCACACGGUAACGAAGGAAGUUCGAACGUUGAAAUAAAAAUUAGUGGAGAUGUGAAGCCCAGCGGGAAUAACAGUAAAAACAUUGAAGUUAAAAAUGAUGAUCAUUCUAGUUUUAGUGCUGAGGAGGGGAAAAAAGCUAGUAGCCAAGGAAGUUCUGGUACUGAGAUAAACUCCAGCGGUAAUUUAGAUAGCAUUGAUCUUGCUAUGAAGAGCAGCAAUGACAAACCAGAGGAGAACGCAAACAAAGUGAAAAAAUUAGACAAUAAUAAGUUCACUGUGAGUGAGAAUGACUCAUCUUCAAAUCCUAACGAAACUGCAAAACUUGGAAAAUUUAGCCUUGAUAAGAAGGAAGAAAAUGUUACGAAGCUUAAAGUCAAAGAAGUAAAAGAGAAAGAAUCUGAUGAAAACCCGAACAUCAAACACGAUCCCUACGCUGAAAUAGCUGCGAGUCCGGACGAUCCAAAGAUGCCCCCAAACGUCAAGCUUCCCAAAGAAGGUCCAUACAUUCCUGUUGGUAUACCAAAGAAUGAUGAUGAUGAUGAUGAUGAAAAGGAAACGGAAAAAGAGAAGGAUAGAGGGCGUGGCGGAGGAGGUGGAGGUGGUGGAGGAGGAGGUGGAGCUAGAGGUGGUGGUGGAGGGGCUCCCUUCAUACCACCGCCAGGUGACUUUGCAGGACAAUCUGAAGCUCCUGGUCAAAAUGACUUAAGUAUGGAAGGUAACGUCAACCCUGAUCUUGCUGACAAAGGAAUAUUGAAUUCCUUUCGAACUGAAGCCAUACAGGCUCAGCUACAGGACCAGAUACAGCAGCAAGCACUAGAAGGACAAAUGAUGCAUGGAAUGAAUCGGAUGAUGGGUAGAGGAAGGAUGGCAAGUGCAUUUGGUGGUGGUAGCUUAGAUGGGCUAGGUGCAGUGGGAGGUAUGGGAGGUAUGCAUGGAAUGGGGGGUAUGGGAAUGGGUGCCAUGGGAGGUAUGGGAGCCAUGGGAGGUAUGGGAGCCAUGGGAGGUAUGGGAGCCAUGGGAGGUAUGGGAGGUAUGGGAGGUAUGGGAGGUAUGGCAGCUGGUAUGGAUGGUAUUGAUGGCCCACGUAUGGGAGCCAUGGGUGGAAUAGGUGGUAUGAAUGACAUGCCGGGUGGCAUGGGAGGUAUGGCUGGUGGUAUGCCAGGAGGUAUGGGUGGCAUGGAAGGUGUAGGUGGUAUGGGAAGCAUGGGAAGCAUGGGUUUUGCGAGAAGUAUGGAUGGAUAUGGUGGUAUGAAUGGCAUGAAUGGCAUGGGCAGAAUGCCUGAUAUGGCAGGAGAUAUGGACUUUGAUGAAGGAGCAUAUGGACGAAGAGACUUCAUGCCAGAGGAACCACCAUCUUAUGGUGGGCAAUACGGAUACGACGAAAGUCCAAGGUAUCCCUCCAUGAUGGAGGAGACAGGAGUGAGUAGGAAUACUGUACCUGCACGAUAUCCUGGAGCUGACGAAAUAAAAAGGUCUCGUAGACCAAUGUACAACCCAAGAUACUUUAAUGAUGACGACGAUGACGAAGAUGAUGGACCUGAAGGUGACUACCCUGAGGCUGUCGCAGCAACACAACGAGACAGAGCACCUGAGCCAAGCAGAUACGAAGAUCUCCAGGCCAACGAUUAUGACCCUGAUGAAGAAUACGAUUCCGAAGACGAAAGAAAAACAAGAAUAGCAAAAGUAGAAAAACUCUCCAAAAUCAAGACAAAAAGUUCUAAAAAGAAGCUGCAUUAAGACUGAACCACGUUGGGUAUUCAGAACACUAAUCUACAGAAACUGUGACCAAGUUUAAAUGACGGGUAUAAAGUAAAAACGUACGGAGAGAUAAUAACAUGAGAAGGACUAUAGAAACGACGUUUUCUCAAGAGCGAUGUGAUAUAGUUUUAGAAUGAAUUUUCUUGUCAUAUUC
Messenger RNA from Actinia tenebrosa (Australian red waratah sea anemone), 2899 nucleotides. RefSeq lists its product as uncharacterized. The record is from RefSeq and is a predicted model, not a curated record. Lineage: Eukaryota; Metazoa; Cnidaria; Anthozoa; Actiniaria; Actiniidae.